AUGAGUCACCUCACAUUUGUUUCAAUCUCCGAUGGAGCGCAAUUCGGUCAUCCCACAAGCUUCCUGUGGCAGGUUGCAUUUGAUGCGGGACCUGUCAGCACACUAUCCCUAUCGAAGCCAAGACCGUACUGGCGUCUGGCGUUGUUGCUGAAGCCAUGUCAUGAUACCCCAAAAUAUUCUUCUGCAAAUUUCCACUCUGAGAACACGAAAUCCUCCGAGACUAUUGCCACUGCUAAAGGAUGGAUCAAUAAAUGCAUAGAAAGCCACGAACUGUGCUCCCAGAUAAGUCCAACAGACGACCAGUGGUAUCCAACUCGCCUUCUCGACUGCGGUUCUCCAAACAACUCCAGCGUGCAAUGCCGGAUCAUCGAUACCAGCAUUUCAAAACUUCACGAGGCUGCGGAGAUUUAUCCCGACGACUUGCCUGUUGACCUUCGACCGUCCUCGACUAGUCUCAGAGGAUUCGGGAUCCGCAACCAAUCCACCUCCAGCAACGGUCUCAACGUCUACCUCUAUUGGGCUGAGAUAGUGAAGGCAUACACAUCCUGCAAACUCACGUUCCAGCAAGACAAGCUAGUUGCUCUUUCCUCAAUCGCGAAGAAGGUCAUGAAAACCCUACGAGACGAGUAUGUUGCCGGCAUGUGGCGCAAGUACCUAGAUCGGGAGCUGAUUUGGUCGGUGUCUGUAUCAACACACCGAUUCGACAUCGAGGACCGGGCUCAAGCAGAUUUCGUGGAUACUUGCGAUCGGACACCAGUUACAUACACAGCGCCGAGCUGGUCUUGGGCAUCGACAUCCGGCAAGGUUAAUCCCGGACUUCCAGACGUACCGGAGACAGAUGUGAUGAUUGCGGUCGAAGACUACGACCUCGAAUAUGCUACACCAGAUACAACAGGCUUCAUAAGGGGCGGCUGGCUGAGAAUAUGGGGCGACUUGAAGACGUUGAAACUAAUACCUUAUCGAUCUUCGCCUACAUGCACCACGGCGGACUGGGAAAUGGUCGUCAACGGCACAAAUGUCAGCAUUCUGUCCGAUUCUACUGCCCGAGAACCCCAGCCUCACGUAAUGCUGGACACUUAUCAUUCAGAUUUCGAUCAGCAAAACUCGACGUCAACCUUAUUCUGUAUGCCAGCAAGAGAAAGAAAAGGUGAUGAGGGUAGCCUGUACGUUUUGCUACUCGAGUUACAGGAUCGAGACUCAGGGACCUUUCGACGAAUCGGGAUGGCAAGGGGCUGGGGAAAGGAGGUGAAACGUGGAAUUUUGUGGGGUAGAGACAAAAUUACGCAGUUGCCAUGCGAAGCUUUUAUCAACGGUCGAAGUUUGGUGCGAUUAGUAUAA
Molecule: messenger RNA, 1338 nt
Organism: Colletotrichum siamense
Lineage: Eukaryota; Fungi; Ascomycota; Sordariomycetes; Glomerellales; Glomerellaceae
Exons: 3
Coding region: 1-1338 (445 amino acids)
Source: RefSeq, a predicted model, not a curated record